This is a messenger RNA of Porites evermanni, 2222 nucleotides long. The record is from the annotation of a GenBank genome assembly. Lineage: Eukaryota; Metazoa; Cnidaria; Anthozoa; Scleractinia; Poritidae.
AUGGCGCUCGAGUGUUUGUCAGCUUUCCCGUCCUUUUCUUUCUUUAUACCAUCAUUAGCAGUAAUCUUUCUCCUGAUAGUCAUACGGAUCGCAGUGUCUACAGAUUUCUACAAAAAGUUUUUUGCCAAACUGGAAUCCAACUUUUCUCAAGCGACGAAAGGAAUAUUUGCGCCCCUGAAACACAAGAUUUUUGUUGACCUCAGCAAUCGAUUGAAAGAACUGGAAGGCGAUGUUUUGGAAAUAGGGAUCGGUGCGGGAGAGAACUUCCAUCUUUAUCCUGAAGGAACGUCUCUCAUAGCUGUUGAUUCAAACCCACACGUUGAAAAACUUCUCACGGAAAACUUGAAGAAAGCAGGCGAGAGAGUUCACUUGAAGAAGUUUGUGGUAGCCUCAGCAGAGGACAUGAGCUGUUCAUCAGGGAAACUUGGUGUGGAGGAUAAUUCCAUUGCUGCUGUUGUUUGCACGCUGGUGCUGUGUUCUCUUACUGACGAUCAAACCACGAAAACAAUUCGAGAAGUAAAAAGAGUCUUGAUGCCUGUAAGUAAAAUCCAUCGCCUCCCUUGGCUUGUCGUUUUCCCGGGGGAGUGGCGGCGGCGGGGGGAGGGGGGGUACUUUAAUAUAUGGGCUAGAUAGGUAUGCGCCGCCCGAUAGGGUAUGGUGUUUGAGGGUAUUGUUUUUGUCCUUGUUGGCUUUGUGUUCCCAGUGUGAUCCUUAGAUAGGGUACUCAAAUUGUAUCAGCAAAAAUACAAGUGCAUAAAUGCCCCACAACACAAGAUACAAAUCAUCUUUUAGUUUAAUGAAUGUUUGUGUCUUGCCAUUUAAUUCUUAUCCUUUGUUUUUCCUUUGAACAAGGUUUUUUUGGGGGGGGGUUGGCCCUUAAAUAGGAUGCCAAUUGUCGUUUGUUUGUUGCUGAAAAUGUAUUUUAAAAAAAUAAGUUGUGCUUGCCCCUGAGUUGUCUGAGGUUGCUACAGAAUCUACAUGCAAUUUUUCUCCAUGGCCUGCAUGACUUAAAGAAAAUGCUGAGUUCUGGCCAGGUGCUUAAAUUUUGACACAGUCAAAAUACGUAAAGUUCUUGUAUCUUCCGUGAUUAUUUUUAGUGCCUUGACUUUGAAUGUUUGGUAUGUUUCAGGGUGGAAGAUUUUACUUUCUUGAACAUGUUGCAGGUUAGUUCACUCAACUUUGUUACGACCCAUAAAGUCAGACCACUAAUAACAGGGAGUUGUAGCAAGACAAUGGUGACAGCCACGAGAAUUUUAAUAAAAGUCAGCACACUUUUUGUUACAAUCUUCAGGGCCGUAUGUAAAAUUAAGAAUGUUGUAACCUAGGUUUCUAAAAUACAUUUGAUUUUACAUUACAUCCCUUAUGACAGCCAUUUACUUCUUUGUUCCUUGAUAGGCAUGAGGACAGUCAGAAUGAUUACUUUAAAAGGCCUUUCAUAGAACUUUUUUGUGUGUGUUAAUUGCAGCUUUGCAUAGUUUUUUAAAGGAGUGUUCUUUCCUGAGGACAUAACUUAAGAAUCAUGCAUCAGGCAUUGUCACUGACUUUCAUAAUUUCAAAACUCUAUGAUGAAAAAUGUCAACAUGCCCUCCACAACCCUCCCCCCCACCCCACCCCCACCUACCACAGCCAUCAAGGGUCACUUAGAAUUAUUUCUUAAUUAUAUACGCUCGGUCAGGGAGAGUGUGGUGGAUAUUUCGAUGUGAAGCUCGCCUCUUAUGCAAUGAUAAUGUAUUAUGACCACGCUCCUGUACUUUCAAUAUCAUUAAUGAUCAGUGCUCAUUCCAUGGCCAACCCAAAAAUGUAGCUGUUUUACUAUGGGUGAUCAACCCUUUGCUCUUUCAAGACAAGACAGAAAACCCAAAAGACAUUAAGGUCAUUAAGCAAAAUAGUAAUAUUUAAUUAUAUUUUCAGAGACAUAUGUCCUUUUAAUAAAAAUUAAUCAUUCAUUUGUUAUUUCAACAGGGGAACCAUGGACAUUGCGUUACUUCACUCAGCACCUUUUAACAAGGCUACUUAUAUUUCCCACAUUUUUGAAUGGUUGUUGCUGUAACAAGGAGACCCUGACCAGAAUUAGAGAAGCCGGCUUCAAGACAGUGCAGGCAGAAAAGCAGUGCAUUAAGGGGUCGUCAGAAGCUUUUUUGGGGUCUUGGGAUACUGUUUUGCUUGCAAGAAGUUUAUUGGCUCUAAUAAACCCUGUGAUUGCUGGUUUUGCAGAAAAGUGA